Molecule: messenger RNA, 1630 nt
Organism: Daucus carota subsp. sativus
Lineage: Eukaryota; Viridiplantae; Streptophyta; Magnoliopsida; Apiales; Apiaceae
Product: B3 domain-containing protein Os01g0234100
Exons: 6
Coding region: 164-1435 (423 amino acids)
Molecular function (GO): DNA binding
Source: RefSeq, a predicted model, not a curated record
UUGACUAGUGACAAUCCAGUCACCCCCUUUUCAAAUCUUAACUCGAACGGUCAUCCUUUUCCCAGUUUUUCACCGCAGUAAAAAGUCACACAUCUUCUUUCAAAUAUUCAUCUUUUUCAAACACAGUGAGAACUGAGCUGAGAAGUUAAGCUCAAAAUUCUCAAUGGCCAUCCCUCGAGCUCAGCCCUCUUCCAAAAAUAACAAGGCUUUGGACACAAAGAAAAAGAUUUUGAAGAACAGGGAGCACAAAACAGGUAUAGCACCGAAGGUGGAAACAGGAGAUGGUCAUGAAUUUGAUGGCGAGAAAUCCUCUCCAAUGGACCGAGCUCUGGAGAUACAAGCAAAUUUAGCAUCCAAGUUCCCUAGUUUUGUGAAGAAUAUGCUUCCAUCACAUGUUGCUGGUGGAUUUUGGCUGGGUCUUCCAAAGAAGUUUAGUGAAAUGCAUUUGCCAAAGCAUGAUAAAACUGUUGUUCUUGUGGAUGAAACUGAGCUCGAACAUGAGACCAAGUACCUUGCUGAAAAGACUGGACUUAGCGGUGGAUGGAGAGGGUUCUCCAUAGCUCACAAAUUGAAGGAGAAAGAUGUUUUGGUUUUUCAUUUGAUCCAAGAAUGCAAAUUCAAGGUCUAUAUUGUGAGAGCUAAUGCCUUGUCUGAAAUUGAUGGAGCUAUCAGUCUUCUAAACUUAGGUGCUCGUGUCACAAAAAUGAAUGGCGAGGGGCUGAAGAUUACUGUUAUGGCACCAGAGGAACAUUUCAAUCAGUAUUCUCCGGUCCACAGUGUUCAAGAGAAAGACAUGGUUGCCCUUAGAAAUAAUGUUGAUGCUGCAGCAGAUAACUAUAAGAUGGACACUGACAAUUCUGGCUCAGACGAUGUAGAUGGCAUCAGGUUUGCUCAUUCCGUUGUUGAUUUCAAAGAUGUGAAGGGAUAUGAAAAUUUCAGUAUUAUUGUGGAUAGAUUGAUUAUAGAUUGCGAGAUACCACACGACCUUCGGGUAAAAUACUAUGAGCUUUGCUGCAGUCAGAACUCGUACCUCCAUGACGAACUCAUUGAUGGGCUAAACUUGCGACUAGUAGUAGGGGUCAUUUUUGAAAUCAUCAGCAUUGCUGAUGCUAUUAGAUCUUCCAAGACUCGCAAAUGUGAAGAUCUGAAAGCAUGGGACAACAGUUUGAAAGCCUUCGAGAUUUUGGGCAUGAAAGUAGGAUUUUUACGUGCCAGGAUAAAUAAGCUUCUGAUUCUCUCAUCUGAUUUAGAAGAUGCUCUGAAACGCAAGAUUGUUGAAAAAGCGAAAGCAGAAGAGGAACUGGAAGUUCUUGAAAUUAAGCGUAGUAGAGUGAAAGAGCUGAUUGAAAAUUCAGAUUACGAGAUCCAGGCUAUGAAGAAAAAGUCCAAGAACCUUGAAGCUGCAUUUCUGGAAGAGUCACAGGCACCAUGGUGAAAGCCUAAGUAAUUAUCAUGCAGGAGCUGCUAAAGCGAAACCUUUUUGAGCCCAAGUAAUUAUCAUUUUUCUAUGUUGUAAAUCUAACAGUUGGGCUUACAAAAUAUUGUGUAACUAAUUGUACUUUUGCACUGAUUCUCAUUGUUAUACAUUUGGGUAUGAGUAGAAUAUUGUUGCAGAAUAUAUCUGGAAAAC